This is a messenger RNA of Penicillium manginii, 1503 nucleotides long. Its product is annotated as NAD-dependent succinate-semialdehyde dehydrogenase. The transcript is spliced from 2 exons. Bases 1 to 1503 code for a protein of 500 amino acids. Gene Ontology annotation, molecular function: succinate-semialdehyde dehydrogenase (NAD+) activity. The record is from RefSeq and is a predicted model, not a curated record. Lineage: Eukaryota; Fungi; Ascomycota; Eurotiomycetes; Eurotiales; Aspergillaceae.
AUGGCCCCCGCAUUCAGCGCAAGCUUGAAGGACCCUAGUCUUUUUGUUGAGAAAUCAUACAUCAACGGCCAAUGGGUUCCUUCAGUAUCAAACAAGACCUUCAAAGUUUAUAACCCUGCCACCGAGGAACUCGUGGGAACAGCUCCUGAAUCAAACACCGAGGACAUCAACGCUGCCAUCGAAGCCGCUGCGAAGGCCUUCCCCACAUGGCGCGCUCAGUCAGGACGCCAGCGCAGCCGCAUCUUGCGCAAAUUCUUCGAGCUUAUUGUUGAGAACAAGGAGGAUAUUGGCAAGAUUAUCACAGCAGAGAACGGCAAGGCCAAGGGCGACGCCGAAGGAGAGGCGCUCUUCUCUUCCGGAUUCUUCGAAUGGUUCUCCGAGGAGGCGCCGCGUAUCUACGGAGAUGUCAUUCCUCACAGCAACCCCUCUAGCCGUACACAGGUCAUCAAGGAGCCGAUCGGUGUCUGUGGCUUGAUCACUCCGUGGAACUUCCCCAUGGCCAUGGGAGCGCGCAAGGUGGCCGCUGCCCUGGCUGCAGGAUGCACCGUGGUGAUGAAAUCAGAUGGUCUGACGCCUUUCUCUUCAAACGCUCUGGCCGCUCUUGGCGAGCGCGCGGGCGUUCCCAAGGGUGUCUUCAACGUUGUGACUGCAUUGGAAAACACCCCUUCUCUAGGAUUGGCCCUUUGCGAGUCAGAUAUCGUCAAGAAGAUCUCGUUCACGGGAUCAACACGGGUUGGCAAGCUUCUUAUGCAGCAGUCCAGUAACACGCUCAAGAAACUCAGUCUCGAGCUUGGUGGUAACGCUCCUUUUAUCGUUUUUGAUGAUGCCGAUCUCGAGACCGCGGUGACUGCUGCUGUUAUUAGCAAGUUCAAGGUUACUGGCCAGACUUGCGUAUGUGCGAACAGAUUUUUCGUCCAGGAAGGUAUCUAUGAGAAGUUCACCCAGCGAUUCGUCGAGGAGAUGAAGAAGGCGCAGGUUGGAGAUGCCAGUGGUCAAAAUGCCGCCGUCACUCACGGCCCUCUGACUAACGGCGUGGGUAAGACACAAGAACAUAUCCAGGACGCUGUCGGCAAGGGUGCCUCCGUGCUUCUCGGUGGCAAGAGCUUGACAUCUCUUGGAAAGAACUUCCACGAAAUCACCAUCUUGGGCAACACCGACGAUUCUAUGCAGGUUGGCACUGAAGAGACCUUCGGCCCCGUCGCAGCCCUGUCAAAGUUCACUACGGAGGAUGAAGUAGUUGACCGCGCAAACAACUGCGAGGUCGGUCUUGCGUCCUACCUUAUGACCAGCGACCUGGGUAAGGCCCAUCGUAUUUCUGAGCGAUUGGAAUUUGGAAUGGUGGCCAUUAACACUGGUGUUAUCUCUGACUCUGCUGCACCAUUUGGUGGUGUCAAGCACUCUGGCAUGGGUCGCGAAGGCAGCAAGUACGGCAUUGACGACUAUGUCAACAUUAAGAUGAUUGUGACCGGCGGGAUCAACACCGUGUACUCGUCUAAGUUUUGA